AAGAACAGCACUAUCAUCUUGCCAUCUUACAACCAGAACGACUUCGUCUUGACGACUCCACAAGAACACCACCCGGCCGCAUAUUCACCGCAGUCGAGUCUGAUAAUUAAGAGAGAACAAUUCAACCAACGGCAGUCACAAAAGUUCUCACUCGCCAUAUUGCCAAAAACGCAUCACAAAACUCGACAUAUCUCACCAGUGACCCAUCAGGACUUCUCACCUUCACGAGCUUAACUAAGGAGUGCCAAUCGUCCGGCGUAAAUCUCCCCUGGUUCGCCCAAACUCAUCAAGAAGCAACACCGUCCAUACCUCUGGCGCCAACUUUACAGUCAGUAAGACUAGAGGGGGCUUACUCACAGCAGACUGCCCUCAUAGGUGCCCUUAUCGUCAAUCGGAACGCCAUUGUCUUCAAGAGAGCUCGCUCCGAUCCAGCAAAAUGGCCGGCAACGAUGUGGAAAUGUCGCACAGUGAGAUGUGGGACGACUCUGCGUUGAUAGAGUCAUGGAACGAGGCUCUGGACGAGUACAAAAAGUAUCACAGCAUCCACGCAAAGGGAGGCAAGCUCAAAGACCUUGAUCUUCAGGAGAAGACGGAAGAUGCCCAGACCACCAACGACGCGCAAACGCAGGCCGUCGAUCAGCCAGAGAUCGCGGAUGAUGCUGCAGAGAGAGCCGACAAAACAAAGGGGUUGAGCAGCACAGAUGUCCAGGACCAGGCAGAUUCAACAGGUGUGCCCAUGACAAAGGCCAAUGCCCCCCUGGGGCCUGCGACAAUGGGCCCGCAGAGUCUUCUCGGAUCAGUGCAAGACGAGGGUUUGAAGAGACUUUUGAUGUCAUGGUACUAUGCUGGCUACUACACAGGAUUGUACGAAGGCCAGCAACAGCAGCAGCAGCAGCAGCAGCAAUAGCCGGGACCAGACAGAUGCCAAAAGUAGAUAGUGUGAGCCAAUCGAUACCCAGUGAGAGAGCGGCUGCAAGUGCGACGACGAGGCUGAGCGGACUUGAGCCUGGCCGGCUGGGACACGCCAAAUGCAAGGUUGUGUGGGGAAUGGGGUGAGGUUGGUCGUCCUGAAAAGCGGCUAUAAGAGAGUUUAUCUGAUCGACGUGCGGGAGGGCGAGUUCUGUAACACGAUCUGUUCCAUCGUCCGAUGAUGCAACGGCGCCACACCGUUCCAUGUCUGAGGUUCGCCGUGGCAUGUGUCACACGAACGACAGGAGCAGCAACGUCUUCAAUCAGCAGCCUCUUGAUUCGUCUUUUCUAUCCCGUUGUCUGCUUGGCUCUUGGGACGGGGGAAUUUAGGAUGCGGUCCAAGUCGGGGUCGGGCGAACUUGGCCUGGCGGACCCAAUAAAAUCUAUCAUGACUGCGACAGGAAGAGAAAAAAGGCUAGUGGAAUCAUGUCGGCUAUCCAAGAGUUCGUUUUGUUUCACCGUGGAA
Molecule: messenger RNA, 1435 nt
Organism: Colletotrichum scovillei
Lineage: Eukaryota; Fungi; Ascomycota; Sordariomycetes; Glomerellales; Glomerellaceae
Exons: 5
Coding region: 437-907 (156 amino acids)
Source: RefSeq, a predicted model, not a curated record